AUGAAGCUUGAUGACGGACAACUAGCUUCGCUCAGAAAAACGAUCAAUGCUGCGCUUGUCAAGAUCGGCAAUAACCUGAAAAGACUCCAGGAUAAGGUGGAAGAUUAUAAGAAAGUUGCGGACGAAGAAGCUUCACGACAAAGUUCUACCGCAGCAACACAGGCGCAGCCACAGCAAGAGACAAACAUCGACGCUGCACAGACGGGCAUUCCGCAAGACGUUAACGAGAGAAGUUUUUAUCUCUCAGCAUCUAGCAGCAAAUCCGACUUCAGCGGAGCGUAA
Sordaria macrospora k-hell is the source of this 282-nucleotide messenger RNA. The record is from RefSeq and is a predicted model, not a curated record. NCBI's taxonomy places the organism in Eukaryota, Fungi, Ascomycota, Sordariomycetes, Sordariales, Sordariaceae.